Messenger RNA from Nelumbo nucifera (sacred lotus), 1865 nucleotides. The record is from RefSeq and is a predicted model, not a curated record. NCBI's taxonomy places the organism in Eukaryota, Viridiplantae, Streptophyta, Magnoliopsida, Proteales, Nelumbonaceae.
AUGAUUCCUGAUGCGUCUGCCUUUGCAUUUGGUUUGGUGUCGGUGUAUCAAAGGUUCGAUUUUCUUUUUGAUAAGUAAGCAGGGGUUUGAUACUUUCCACGCACAAACUCAUGUAAUUGUUAAAGACGUGUCUUCCUCAGAUCACUGAGCUGAGGAGUGAAGUCCCCAUCUUACGUGGGCAAUGUCUUCAGCUUUCAUGUGCUGCUCAGACCAUUAAAACGUCAACAAAAGGGCAUUGAGAAGUCAAUAGCUCAGUGUGGAUUAAUUGAUGCUGAUGCAUGCUUUUUCUAUGUAACCAUCUGGCAUCCUCUGAAUUCUCUACUUCCACAACAUUCUGUAGAAAUAAAUGGGAAAUGCUGGGGUCUUAGCAUUCUACAUCACAAUAUGUUGUGUGUCUUUUGUCAUCUCUAAAAUUAUAAUAUCAGUCCUCCUUUACAAGCGAUGGCAAAGGAAAAACAUUGUUUUUCAAGAUAGCAUUUCAGGUGGAAAGAUGGUAAUGUUCAGGUCUCCAAAGAUGCAAGCACUUACUUCAAAAGCAUUCUUAAAGAAGACAAUGAGGUUGACUAACAAAGAUAUCAUUGGAUCUGGGGGCUAUGGAACAGUGUACAGACUGAUAAUAAAUGAUUCAUUGGCCUUUGCUGUAAAAAGGCUAAACAGGGGUAGUGCAGACCGUGACCGAGGAUUUGAGAGGGAGCUGAAGGCAAUGGGGGAUAUAAAGCAUCGGAAUAUUGUCACUCUUCAUGGAUAUUAUAGUGCCCCUCAGUUUAAUCUUCUUAUAUAUGAUCUAAUGCCUAAUGGAAGUUUGGAUACAUUGCUUCAUGAAGAUACUGUUGCAGGUACAUCAGGUGACAAGAAACCUUUAGACUGGCCUUCAAGAUACAAAAUAGCUCUGGGUGCCGCAAGAGGCAUUUCAUACCUUCAUCAUGACUGUAUUCCUCACAUAAUCCACAGAGAUAUUAAAUCAAGUAAUAUAUUGUUGGACCAAAACAUGGAAGCUCGAGUAUCUGAUUUUGGAUUGGCUACAUUGAUGGAACCAGAUAAUACUCAUGUUUCAACAUUUGUUGCUGGGACUUUCGGUUACUUAGCCCCUGAAUAUUUUGAUACUGGGAAAGCAACAGCAAAAGGGGAUGUUUACAGUUUUGGUGUUGUCUUGCUUGAGCUUCUUACUGGAAAAAGACCAAUGGAUGAAGCAUUUCUUGAAGAAGGAACCAAACUAGUGACUUGGUUGCAGCUACUUGGUUUCAUAAGGAAAAUUCUACUACAUUAUCUUCCUCAUGCUGUAAAUGCACAACAAAGCAAAGAUUCAUGGACAUUUGCUUUCAGGUCUCCUGAAAAUUCGACUCCAUAGCCCCCUGUAAUUUUCCUUGUUGCUUUCUCUCUGAGAGAAUAGUCAGUUUGGUCAUGAGUAUACACUCAUAAUGCCAUUAGCAGACCAACAUGUUUCAGUUGUCCAACUGAAUAAUGUAUUUACAUCUUUUAUUUGCAACUAAUCCUCAAAUCAGAUUCAUUCUAUAUAUUAAACAAAUAACAUCAAGAAACCAUAUGAACUUGUAUUCUCUUAAAUUGUCUCAGUUAUUUAGAAUGUGAAAAUUUAAUUUUCAUUUUUUUCAUUGUCAAGUUAGAUACAGUCAACUACCCUUAAUAACACACACUUCCUUUCUAUAGGUGACAUUUAAUUGUUAAAUACAUGAUAAAUUGUUCUAGUUGUAUUCUCCAUUAGGCAAGAAUAUUUUAGCUAUACUAAUUUCAUGAUGAUACUUCAACUACUUCAUAUUGUGUCCUGAAUUGGUUGACCCUUUUCAUGCUACUAAUUUCUCCCUGAACUUCAUUUCAUCAUUCAAAGUAUUUUAAGUAUAUUGAGCUGA